Ogataea haglerorum is the source of this 894-nucleotide messenger RNA. RefSeq lists its product as uncharacterized. Gene Ontology annotation, cellular component: Slx1-Slx4 complex. Lineage: Eukaryota; Fungi; Ascomycota; Pichiomycetes; Pichiales; Pichiaceae. Bases 1 to 894 code for a protein of 297 amino acids. Gene Ontology annotation, biological process: double-strand break repair via homologous recombination. The transcript has a single exon. The record is from RefSeq and is a predicted model, not a curated record. Gene Ontology annotation, molecular function: crossover junction DNA endonuclease activity; 5'-flap endonuclease activity.
AUGUCCCAGAAUCUCCAAUACCCUCCACGGUUUUACUGUGUAUACUUGCUUCGAUCAAUAGCAAAGACAAAUUCCUUUUAUAUCGGCUCAACCCCUGAUCCGUAUCGACGACUCCGACAGCAUAACGGCGAGCUGGCCGCUGGUGGAGCAGAUCGAACGAAGAAAAAUGGAUUCAGGCCAUGGCAAAUGACAUUGGUUGUUUAUGGGUUUCCGUCCAAAAUUUCAGCAUUACAGUUUGAGCACGCGUGGCAUCAUGCCUACCAAACGCGACAUAUUCCAGACAAGAAACGUAUAGGAACGAAAAGUAGUAGCCGCAGCGUGCAUAUUAAGAUAGCUAAUCUCAAGCUGCUACUGAGCGCGCAAGCAUUUGGACGCAUGGGACUUCGGGUUGCAAUUUUUCAAAAAGCCAUAUACGACAUUUGGGUCAUGAAUCGCUACAACGUUGCAGUCGCCGAGUCUGUUCAUCUGAAGCUUGAUUUUGAGGAAAGUCAACAAAAAUUGAUAGAAGGUGGAAAUUAUGAUCAAAUAAAGACAUUUGUGAAGUCCUUGGAGAAGGAAGAGGACGACUAUUUCGAGAAGUCUCUGGAGGAACUCGAGCAAAAUGACGCCCGCGAAUGUUGCGUGUGCCAUACUGUGGUAGAUCAGUUUCAGGACGUGCUAGGUUUCUGUGCUAGCAAGGACUGCCACACUCUGUACCAUGUCCAAUGCUGGGCAGAAGAAAUGACCAAAGGUCUUGUGUCUGAGCCGCUUUCGGACUCCGUACUUCCGCUCACCCCCGUGAAAGGCAAAUGUGUCAAAUGCCUAAAGGUCAACUGGUGGUGGCCAGUGGUCAAAAAUUCCAUGAGGCUACACCGACAUUUUACAGAAAUUGGAAGAUCAUGCAUUGAAAAUUAA